CUCUCUCUCUCUCUCACUGACUUAUCCCAUGCUCACUCACUUUUUCAGUCAGACAGUGAGGAAACGGUGUGCAGUGCAUCCCCAGGCUGAUUGCAUGAAGGACUAGAGGGGAUCACAAUCAUCAAGCAGUGAGGCAGAGAACAGAUUACCAGCAAGGGAGAGAGAAAUAACCCCCUCAUAAAAACAAAAGAAACAGGAGCAGUUGUGAGGACGCUCACUGUAAAAAGGAGGGGGCGUUGAUCACAUACACACUCUCACACCCUUGUCUCUCCCGUCCUCUCCCUCUCCCGCUCCCUCUCUCUCUCUCUUUCUCUCCGUCUGUGUGCUUUUCCCCACUCUCAUGCAGCUGCUCUAGUGAGCAGUUCGGCGCGCUCGGCUCGGCUGGAUGGAGGCACAGGGAGGGGCGGGAAGCCCAGAGCCCAACAAAGACAUCCAGAAACUGCUGAAGCCUUCCAGCUCAGGGGACCUGUCCAAAGAGCCAUCCCAGCAUCCCGCGGGGGAGGAGGAGGGAUGCCUCCUCGGGCACAACUCAAGCCUUCUGCAUAUCACCGAGAGAAGACAGCCACUUAGCAGUGUGUCCUCGCUGGAGGUGCACUUUGACCUCCUGGACCUAACCGAGCUCACAGACAUGUCUGACCAGGAGCUCGCUGAGGUGUUCGCCGACUCUGAUGAGGAGAACCACAACGAGUGUCUAGCAAGUCACCAUCACCCCCCUCUACACCGCGGAGGCUACAUGCGCUCCCCCUCCUGGACGCGCUGCAGCAAGGGGGAGCAGACGCGCGAGAGGAAGCACCACAGCGACUCCGACAGCACUGAGCCCUACCUGAAGAUGGAGCGACCCAAGCAUCCCUGACAGGUCUUGACAGGCCCGGAAGAUGAGCGGGCGCAGAGCCAGAACCUCGGAGUUCCAGAGCAGAUGCCCGUUUCCGGAGGGGAAAGAGAAAAAAGAGAUCAAACAAUGGUGCUAGAGACACAAGACUGUGGUUAUCUUGCUGUGCACUUGUAACGUAAAAAAAAAAAAAAAAAACAUUAACAAAGGAAGCAAGUGUGGGUGAACUAUAACACAUGGAGAGAUCCACAUGCAUACAUCAAUGAAACGGCAUACUUACAUCACUAUGUGUUCACAUUCUCAUAUUUACUUGGCUUUCUGCGUGAGAGGUGUUGCUCAAAGAAUCUGGUGAGGUCUGCAGUUCCUAAGGCAGGAAAACGGUGAUUGAUACUGGCCAUCAUGUACAGCAGACAGAGUGCAUUCUGUGUUGUCCAUCAUUCAUCCACUGUAUGAUGACCUGGGAGGCCUUUAAUUGGGCUUUGCCAGAAAAGUUGAAACGUGCCAUGGCAACUGACAGGAAGUAUAUUUUUAAAGUGUAUGGUUAUAAUGUAAUGUGAUGCCUUUUAAACUAGCAGGACCAUCUUCAAAUCGUAUGCGCACAUUAUAAACACACCACUGUGCAUUGUGCAGCAUUCCCUUCUGUUAGCAUUUGCCAGUUGAAGUAACAUAAUGGAAUGGUGUGGCCA
Clupea harengus (Atlantic herring) is the source of this 1515-nucleotide messenger RNA. Its product is annotated as dysbindin domain-containing protein 1. NCBI's taxonomy places the organism in Eukaryota, Metazoa, Chordata, Actinopteri, Clupeiformes, Clupeidae. The record is from RefSeq and is a predicted model, not a curated record. Gene Ontology annotation, cellular component: cytoplasm. Gene Ontology annotation, biological process: negative regulation of protein kinase activity.